AUGUCUGCUCUCAGCACUGCUACCAUCCUUCUUAGCAAAGAGGAGAAAGAGAAAGUCGCUAAGGCGAACAAGGCCGCUAAGCACAAAGAGUUCCGUGCUCAACAGUCAGAUGCCAAGAAGCGCGUUUUGACGAGGCUUGGUGCAGACAACGAGCCGAACAAAGCAGAUGAAACCGAUGACACCAAGGGUCUCAAGGAGUGGAAAAAGAUCGAGGCUUUCAUGGAUCAGCUAGAGGCGAAGAUUGCGGCUCUCCAGGCUCGGCUCGCUACCUAUGAGGCGCCGAUGUGGUAG
Messenger RNA from Exophiala bonariae, 291 nucleotides. RefSeq lists its product as uncharacterized. The transcript has a single exon. NCBI's taxonomy places the organism in Eukaryota, Fungi, Ascomycota, Eurotiomycetes, Chaetothyriales, Herpotrichiellaceae. Bases 1 to 291 code for a protein of 96 amino acids. The record is from RefSeq and is a predicted model, not a curated record.